AUGAAUGAGACAGAACUCUACCCAGACUACGAUGACCUCUGUUUUGUUGGAAGUAGUGAUCGAAGAUUCUACAUGGCCCUUGCUGGCACUAUCCUCUCGUUCAUUUCCCUCUUUUGCAACUUGCUCAUCGCCAAGGUACUGUACAGCUCGAAACAUGCGCAUUUCUUCUUCUUAGCGUUGCUAGCCGUCAGUGACUGUUUCCUGUCGUUCAUGUACGGUCCAGUAAUCGCUAUGGAUAUCAUCAAGGAUAAAGUGCAGAUACUUUGGCUGACUCAACUCUACUGGUGGUACGUUGGACCUCUGCUGGCGCUCUGUCAGGUCUCGAUGACGUUUUCGUGCUACCUGAUUAUCCUGGCCACUAUCGAACGUUACCUCAUCACUCAACGAUCGGAUUGCCUCAAACGAUUUCGACGAAGUCGUGGCCUUAUGGCACUCUUCAUGUUCUUACUAUCUCUUCUGCUCAGAGGCACACUUGUCUUUGAAAUUCAGGUGAAAUGA
Molecule: messenger RNA, 498 nt
Organism: Cooperia oncophora
Lineage: Eukaryota; Metazoa; Nematoda; Chromadorea; Rhabditida; Trichostrongylidae
Source: the annotation of a GenBank genome assembly